AACUGUGCGCCACGUCCAUGUUUUCCCAACAAAAAGCCGGUCGACACGAGCCGCGCUGAGAAUAUUAAUAGGAAAUCUCAAAAAUACUCAAAAAAAUCAGGGAAAAUCCAGCUUGGAAAAAUAAUUGAUAAAUCCGCGAAAAAAGCGGUUUAGACGAAACGUACCAAAAAGGUCUCAAAAAUGUGGGGUUUUGUGAGAUGUUCGUGUUUGUUGAUGGCGUUUUUGCUUCAAAUUCACGUGAGUUAUGGUACCCUCGUGUCAGAAGACAUAUCUUUGAAAAAUGUCGAUCGUACGAUCGACCUCCAGUCCCAAUUGGCGAAAAUAACGACUAAAAUGGUGAUCGAAAAUAGUGGGAAAACGCCUAUAAGAAGCGUUCUCUUUGCCGUGGAAGAAAGCAAGAAGGACGUGUUGAGCUGGAUAUCUGCACAUACGAGGGAUGCUUCGCGAGGUGAAUUAAAGGUGAAGCUCCGUAAAGUCGACAAGCCCGGAGUAUUCUAUGAAGUUGAAUUGCGGGAUGCUUUGCAACCAGGACGCACAACUGCUGUCGAAGUAGAGACUGUAAUGACGCAUGACCUCGAGCCAUACCCCCAUCAAAUUACACAAAAGGACAAACAGUUGGUUCGCUACAGAGGCAAUCUUUAUCUGUAUUCCCCGUAUACUGUCAACAAACAAACGACUGUUGUUAAUUUACCAUCGAGAAGCAUAGAAAGUUAUACUCGAGUCAAGCCAGUCAGCCAAAAUGAUGCGACGUUGAUGUAUGGCCCGUACGACAAGAAACUACCGCUAACAGAACAAGAGUUGACAGUUCACUUUGAGAACAACAACAAAUUCUUGACGGUGAAAAGGUUGGAGCGAGUUAUCGAGGUUUCUCACUGGGGAAAUAUUGCCGUUGAAGAAACUCUCAAUGUCGUUCAUACAGGAGCUCUUCUGAAAGGCUCAUUCUCCAGAUAUGAGUACUCCAGGUCUUCUAAGGUUGGCCAACCCAGCGUACACAGUUUUGACACUGUCCUACCAGCAGCUGCUUCCGAUAUUUACUAUCGUGAUGAAAUUGGUAAUAUUUCCACAUCGCACACAAGGGUAAAGAAGGAUUCUGUUGAGGUUAACCUCAGACCCAGGUUUCCCUUAUUUGGUGGCUGGAAAACUCACUAUAUCCUUGGAUACAAUGUUCCCAGCUACGAAUAUCUGUAUCAUAACAAUGACGAGUUUGUUCUGGAAAUGAGGCUUCUGGAUCACGUGUUCGACGACAUGGUUGUUGAUGAGCUAAUUCUCAGAGUUAUUCUGCCUGAAAGUGCACGUGAUGUAGAGCUUGUUCUGCCCUAUCCGGCAACUCGGCUCCCCGACUCCUAUCACUACGCUUAUCUCGAUGUUGCUGGUCGUCCUGUAAUCUCAAUAACAAAGAAAAAUCUUGUCGAAAAUCACAUAAGCAAUUUCCAACUUAAAUAUCAUUUCUCAAGGAUUCUCAUGCUUCAAGAACCACUACUUAUCGCCAUCGCUCUUUACUUGCUCUUCCUCACGGUCAUCGUUUACGUGCGCAUGGAUUUCUCUAUCGACAAGGAUGAAGCUUCCGAAAGCAAAUUGAGAAUCGCUGGAGUUUGCGAAAAAAUCCUUGCUGCCCAAGAUCGCCGAGUCACCUCUUACAACGAGCUCGAUGAUCAACUUGCUUAUCUCAAAGCCAAUAAAGACGCCAAUGCUUUCCUCACUGCUGUCAAGAGCAUCAACGCCGAAUACAAAAACGCUACUAAUUCCGUGAACGAAUUCGCUACUAAAUUGAAAUCCGAUUCGCCCGAUGUUUACGACAAAGUUCAGGAGCUUCAAAAGUACGAUAGAAAUCUUAAGGAACUUUACAAUCAACAGCAAAAUCUCUACGUCGAAAAGCUCGUGCCUGGCAAAAUCGGUAGACCGGAAUUCGUAUACGCCGAAGCCGCCAUCGCCAAGAAGAAGGAAGAAUGUGUUGAAAAAAUCAAUUCUAUCGUUAAAUCGCUACAAUAAUUUGAACAAGUUCCAUGACUGCAGGAAGUUGGCCAUAUUGGAGAAGCACGCAAUUUCCUGGAACGACAACGUUCCUUUCACUGAUGAACCACUCGUUUUUCAUAACUGGACUAUUUCCUCAUUCCAUUCGGUCCUCUGAGAAUGGGCCACUUUUCGAACAUCAGUGCAUUUGUUUUUGAGACUUUAAUAUUCUAAACCCAGAUCAAGGGAGCACAGAAAACAAGAACUGCAAAUCUAUGAAAACUAACAGGACAACUGGCAAAGUCUGCAGAUUUUACGUACGAUUAGAACUUAAGACCACGAUUGUAACACUGUCUUGAGCUGUGUUAAUAAAACAAUUUGUAAGAAGUUA
This is a messenger RNA of Venturia canescens, 2341 nucleotides long. It is a transcript of the gene Rpn1, whose product is annotated as dolichyl-diphosphooligosaccharide--protein glycosyltransferase subunit 1. The record is from RefSeq and is a predicted model, not a curated record. Gene Ontology annotation, cellular component: oligosaccharyltransferase complex; membrane. Bases 181 to 1989 code for a protein of 602 amino acids. Lineage: Eukaryota; Metazoa; Arthropoda; Insecta; Hymenoptera; Ichneumonidae. The transcript has a single exon.